AUGGUUCUUUCUAAUGAGAAGGUUAGAAAUUAUAUACCUAAUGAUUUGGUCUUCUCUAUUAUGUUAAAUUUGCCUCUAAAAUCUUUGAAUCGAUUUAAAUGUGUACACAAAUCAUGGGCCAUUUUAUUUGAAAACUCUUAUUUUAUGGACAUGUAUCGCACAAAUUUCAUCUCUAAUAAUUCAUAUUGUGAUGAUACAUGUCUCCUCUUAAAACAAACUUUGCUAGAUUUUGAAAAUCAUUCUUUGUUGUAUUUAUUUUCUGGUGAGGGGUUUGACAAUAAGGUCAAAAUUGAAUGGCCGCCUCCAUUUCAAGAGGAUGAUUGUGAUAUUAAUAUUUUGGGUUCUGGAAUUAAUGGAAUUAUUUGUCUCUAUGCUGAAUGCAUUAGUUCAAAAAUUGUAUUAUGGAAUCCAGCUAUUCAAGAAUUCAAAGUCAUCCAUUCCAACCAUGUACCACCAUAUGUAAGUUUUGUGGAUACACUUCACGGAUUUGGUUAUGAUUAUGUUAGAGACGACUAUAAUGUGAUUCGAUACGUAGAAUUCUCUAUAUAUCAAAAUUAUUAUUUAAAUCCAGAAUUAAAUGAGGUCUUGUCAAAGGUGGUAUAUGAGCCUUUAUGGGAGAUGUAUAGCCUUAAAAGUAAUUCUUGGGAGAAACUUGAUUUGGAUAUGACAAAUCUUUAUCUGAGUCGUCCAGGUGUUCUAGAGCAAGUGUACUUAAAUGGAGUGUGUCAUUGGUUGGGCGGAAAUGAAAUAGAUAUUGAUAGUUUAUAUUUGGUGUCAUUUGAUUUGGGUAAUAAAGUGUUCUUUAUAACACACAUGCCCUCUAUGAUGGAUGAUGAGAUUAAGAAUAUUGAAUCGGUGAGUAUUCAUUUAUUGUUGUUAAAUGAGUCGAUUGCUUUAAUAUCUAAUCAUGUGCUGGUGAAUAAUUUUCACAUAUUCGUUCUUGGUGAAAUUGGCGUGAAAGAAUCAUGGAAUAAACUCUUCGUUGUUGGACCAUUACCUUAUAUUGGACGUCCUAUUGGAGUAGGGAAAAACUACGACAUAUUUCUUGCAUUAGAAGAUGAAGAACUAGCCAGAUGUGACUUAAAUACACACACAAUUCAAAAGCUUGGAAUUAAGAGGAUGUUUUUUUGUUGUCAGAUAGUAAUGUAUAAGAAAAGCCUUCUUUCAAUUGCAGAAGAAAUAAUUGAUUAA
Messenger RNA from Lathyrus oleraceus (garden pea), 1191 nucleotides. RefSeq names its product F-box/kelch-repeat protein At3g06240-like. NCBI's taxonomy places the organism in Eukaryota, Viridiplantae, Streptophyta, Magnoliopsida, Fabales, Fabaceae. Bases 1 to 1191 code for a protein of 396 amino acids. The transcript has a single exon. The record is from RefSeq and is a predicted model, not a curated record. Gene Ontology annotation, molecular function: protein binding.